This is a messenger RNA of Lytechinus pictus (painted urchin), 1224 nucleotides long. Its product is annotated as protein GUCD1-like. The coding region runs from base 168 to 857 and encodes 229 amino acids. The record is from RefSeq and is a predicted model, not a curated record. The transcript is spliced from 9 exons. NCBI's taxonomy places the organism in Eukaryota, Metazoa, Echinodermata, Echinoidea, Temnopleuroida, Toxopneustidae.
GUACCUUGGCUGCACUGCACUGGCGACGAUAGUCAAAUAUAACUAAUCGCCACUCAAACCAACAUAAGAAGAUGAAGAAGGUACCCCAAACAGAGUUUCAGACGUCGACUUUUUCUUCACAAAGAUUUUGUAAUAUCAAUAUUGUAGAUACCUCAUGAUUAGUCAAGAUGACAGAAAUAAUGGAUGUGCCGCAUAUAUUGCAACAGGAGCAAUGGGAUUGUGGCUUGGCUUCUGCCAGGAUGAUUUUCAGGUAUUGCAAUGUUUCUCUAGGAGAAGGUGAUGAGAAGUUGAUGAAAGCAUGCAAAGAGCUAGAAAUAAAGAAAGCUAUUUGGACUGUAGAUCUGGCUCAUCUAAUGGCAAAGUUCAAUAUCAAACACGACUUCUACACACUCACAUUUGGGGUAGAUCCAAAAUAUUCCACCGUGGAAUUUUAUAACUGUAAUACCUAUUUUUCUGAUUUCUGGGAAGAAGAGCGUAGGAUCAAUAAGCUGUUUCUAGAAGCUCAGGACAGAGGUAUCAUUGCAUCUAAGAAAUCACUUUCCCAUGACGAGAUCAUCAGUCGGCUCAAAAAGGGUCAACCUGCUGUAGUUCUUAUUGAUGCUAGUCUUCUUGUUUGCCUGGAGUGUGAUGUCACAAAGCAAGAUCUUCAGUUUGGGUGCUGCCAGAGAGAUGAGGAGGAGGAGGAAGGAUAUAUAGGUCAUUUCAUAGUUGCUUGUGGCUACAAUAUAGAGAAGGAGCAAAUAUUUUACAGAAAUCCUGCAAGGCCUGUCGAUCUCUGCUGUUGCUCCUUUGAGAACUUUGAUGUUGCAAGGAAAUCACAUGGUACAGAUGAGGAUAUCCUUUUCAUCCAAAGAUGACCUUGCAUAAUGUCAUCGACCUUUGAAUUUGUAUAUUUGAGAAACCUGAUCGUACACAAGUCAUGCAUGAAGCAAUAUCAUGAAUUUAUGUGAAUCUGUUGUGCAAUAUCUUAAUAUUCAUACAAAGAAUGAUUUAUUAUUGUACCAAAACUCCCAAACAAUACAAAGUUUAAAAGAGGGGGUAAUUUUUAUCAACUAAUUUGUGUGCAUUGGUCAGUGAAAUGAUUUUCUACAUUAAUGUUCGUAAAUAUUAUGCAAGUCACAAGUUAUUCAGUCUAUAAUUUGGCAAUGUAAAAUCCAAUAAUGCCUCUCCACUUUUGUAUAGAGAUAUAAUACAUGUAAUAAAAAGGUAUGCACAACAUAGCAA